UAAGUGGAAAUCGUGUUGGCUUCCAUCAAAAAGAUUACUGUGAUCUGAUCUUUUCCUGAAGAAAACAACGAUCAAGAUUGCCGUAUCAAUCAAUCUCGUACUCAUUCUUGACCUUGAACUUUUGCGGAAAGUCGGCUCCAUUUCCACGUUAAGAAGGCCUUAGGCCACUCUCAUUCAUUAGCUCACUCCACAGGCUCGCUCGCCCGGAUAUUUCUACCUUGGUGACUUCCGUGAUCGAGAGAAGACUGUCCAACAACCACUACAGCAACAACGCCAACAAUAAGCCAUACACGUCGCUGAGCAUGGACUACUACUACCAAUAACCAAGGCAACCAGUAGAUUUUUUUUGAAAAAGUUCCCAGAAGCUACAUCAAGAAUACGGGGGAGAGGAAGAACACGAUGAGAAGGGGGAAAAGCAGUACUUUUUCUCUUGGUCUUCACCUUCUUGAUACUACAAGUUCUACCAGAACAAUUGAGCCUUUUACAACUCUUUGCAGUUUGCAUGAACAUUGAAGAGGUGAUAGUGCGAGUAGUAAGCAGUUCAGUCAGUCGUCUUGCGUAGAUCCCCCUUCCAUUCGGUCAUACUCAGCACUCACUCUUCCCUCCAGCGCCUUUUUUGGGAACUAACCGGAGGGGAACCACGCAAGAACGGUAGAAGAGGAGUUGGUAUAUGCACUCCAUUGGCCCACUACAAGUGCCUUCUUUAUUGGGUCGCCUGGCCUCUUGAUAUAUAUUGAUAAAGCCUUCUUUUUCCUCUGGAACUUUGAAAAUGCAGGCGAACGAGAGAUCCAAGUCUUACCAGUGAAGGAGCGACAAGGCAACAACCGAGGUCGAACGUCGUCGUCGUCGUCGACACCCUCGUUGUUCGUCCUGUCCCCUUUCGUACUCCUGCCUCCGUGGAUCGAGGUAGAAACCUCUCCAAUUCUAAGGCAACUCUCGAGCAAAGAGGACGUAGAGACUUCUUUGGUGGUGAAGUGGUGAGAGGAGUCCCCUCCGUCCCUUCCUCGGUCUCUCCCUCUUUCGCGCCUCGGUUGUGGGACAUUGAAAGUGAGAAAUUCAGAAUCAUGACGACCUCCACCCGAUCAUCGUAUGACCAAAAUGGAGCCCUGGACAGUGCUGGAAGUAGUGAUGACAUUUAUGACUUCAGUGAUGUGUCCUAUGAUGACUUGUCCAUCCUCAAGACAGAGUUGUUCCACAUGAUGAAGCGAUCAGAAACGGUUCCAAAUGGAGACCACAACAAUUACUUGUCACAGAUUUUGGCCAAACAUGGGACCAUACCCGAAGAGGACGACGAGGAGUGGUAUCCACCCACCCCUCCACCUUACGAUGUUCUUGACAAGCUCAUUGAGGCCAACGAGUUCUUGGACUCCGACCCAACCUCAAGCACCCACGUGGCCGAGAAAUUACGGUGGCGACCCGAUUCUCGUUUGGUUGAGAUCCGCUGGCUCGGACCCAAAGAGAAUUCAGUUUCAUCCAUAUCCUCAAACUCCGAGGAGAUCGUGAUUCUUGACACCAUGAAUGACCUCAAACUCUACGAUCCAUCGGGAUCAGAUUCGUCCAUGUCCUCAGACUUGGAACAGACAAAAUCCCUUCGUACCAAUAUCAGCUCGUGCAAGUCUAAUAGUAAACACAAUCACAACAACAACAUCCCUGAACUGUCUGGGUCUAGGAGCCCCAACGGGGAGAGCCCUGAGCCAGAUGAUUCAAUGUUCAAUACCUUCACCGGUGCUACCGCUCGCAAUCGAAAUUCCUCGUCAUCAUCAUCUUCCUCCACCGGGCCCAAACGUGUCCCAGCCAAAAUCUCUCCUAACUUAUCCGUGUCAAAAAGCAAUAACCAGCCGAAUUCAUUCACUUCGUACACCACCACAGCUCAUGCAACAACUGGCGCAUCUCCUUACGCACAAUCCCAGCCGACACCAAUCUCCAAAUGUCCUAUUCCACGACAACAGAACCAAUUGAAGCCCGCCCAUCGUGGAACGGGGUCACGGUGUAGUAGCAGUGCUUCAUCCACGCGUUCCAGUAGCUUGGAUCGACGAUCACAGAGUGCCAAUGCCAAUACUACGACAACCACCACCACCAUCAUCAACAGCAACAUCAAAAACAACAACAACUAUGCCAACAAUAGCAACAAAAGUCAUAACCAUAAUCGUAAGGCGUCCGGUAACGAUAAAAUGAGUGGCAGUUUCUCCCUGCCAGACUUGAAAGGGGUAGCCAAUGGCUCAAUGAUUCGGGCAAAUGGUAGCUCGUCCACACAAGAUCAGCCUUCCCAUAUCUCGAGGGUCAUCUGUCGCUCGAGGUCGCCAUUGCCCAAUCCCAAGCGGCCGAUCCUUGAUAAGCGAAAAUCCGACAACUUUUUGCGGCCUCCGCCCACUCUCCAGCGAAAAAACAGUCGGAAUUCAUUGUCUUCCAGCUCGUCCACAUCCAGCCAUUCCACUGGAGACGACACGAACUCGGAUUCGAGUCGUCGUGAGGCUGCAGAUCUGGCCUUUGAGAUGUGGAAACAGAGAAAACGACAAGAAAAACGACUGCGGGAAAGAAAGGUCUACUUACAGAGCCAACAACACAGACAUCUCUACUAAUCAAAGGCUGAUAUGCUUAUUUCACACUUGAUGACAGAGAUCUAAUCUAACCCAACAAGUGUCAGGUUCGACAGAAAAGGAUUUCGAACGAACUACUGGUUUAACACCGGAUUAUGAACAGCCAUGAGAAAAAAGAAACGGAUUGGAAAUGAGCUUCUUUUGCUAUAGACACUUUAUCAAUUUAUUAUACCCUUGAUGAUGAAAAUAAUGCUUAGAGAUCAAUAAUUUCAAUACAAUAUGCUGUGUUCGCAUA
Tigriopus californicus is the source of this 2832-nucleotide messenger RNA. Its product is annotated as nuclear transcription factor Y subunit alpha-like. The record is from RefSeq and is a predicted model, not a curated record. The transcript is spliced from 2 exons. Lineage: Eukaryota; Metazoa; Arthropoda; Copepoda; Harpacticoida; Harpacticidae. Bases 1065 to 2579 code for a protein of 504 amino acids.